GCCCGCAGUCAGUGCCGGCGGGGAGGCUGGGGCCACCUGAGCCGGAGCCCCCUUCUAGGCGGGGGCGUCCGGCACCACCUCAAUGAGGCCGCGGCGCGGGGCCGGGAGACGCCGCGCAGCCACCAGCCGCAGCAUCCGGAUCAGUAAGGCUCGCGGGACAGGGGCAGGGGACCGGCUCGCCCCCACUCCCACUGUCGCUCGCUCUAGCUCCCGAGUCGCCCUCUCUCCCCGGGAGCGCAGCUCGUCUCCCCUCUCCUCGCUCACUCGCCUGCGAUGCCUUUUCCUCUAGAUUUGGGGCUGUGGGUCCGCCGCGCUCGGGCGGUCAAGUGCCGUCCGCCCGGGAGGGCGUUUGGGCAGGUCGGUCCUCGGGAUGGUGCCUGGCCAAGUGAUGCAUCAGAGAGUGGCAUGCUGUCCCGCCUGGGAGACCUGCUCUUCUACACUAUUGCUGAGGGACAGGAACGAAUCCCUAUCCACAAGUUCACUACUGCACUGAAGGCCACCGGGCUACAGACGUCAGAUCCCCGGCUCCGGGACUGCCUGAGCCAGAUGCGCCACAUGGUUCGAGAGUCCAGCAGUGGUGGCCUCUUGGACCGAGAACUCUUCCAAAAGUGUGUGAGCAGCAACAUUGUGCUCCUGACCCAGGCAUUCCGAAAGAAGUUUGUCAUUCCUGAUUUUGAGGAGUUCACGGGCCAUGUGGAUCGCAUCUUUGAGGAUGCCAGAGAGCUCACUGGAGGCAAAGUGGCCGCCUACAUCCCUCAGCUGGCGAAGGCAAAUCCAGAGCUGUGGGGUGUCUCCCUGUGCACUGUGGAUGGUCAGCGGCACUCUGUGGGCCACACAAAGAUCCCAUUCUGCCUGCAGUCCUGCGUGAAGCCCCUCACCUACGCCAUUUCCAUAAGCACCCUCGGCACCGACUACGUGCACAAAUUUGUGGGCAAGGAGCCCAGUGGCCUGCGGUACAAUAAGCUCUCCCUCAAUGAGGAAGGCAUCCCCCAUAACCCCAUGGUCAAUGCUGGCGCCAUUGUUGUGAGCUCCUUGAUCAAGAUGGACUGUAACAAAGCUGAGAAGUUUGACUUUGUCUUGCAAUUUCUGAACAAAAUGGCUGGGAAUGAAUACAUGGGUUUCAGCAAUGCCACAUUCCAGUCAGAGAAGGAAACAGGGGAUCGGAAUUAUGCCAUUGGCUAUUAUCUAAAGGAGAAGAAGUGCUUUCCGAAGGGAGUGGACAUGAUGGCAGCUCUCGACCUCUACUUCCAGCUGUGCUCCGUGGAAGUCACCUGCGAAUCAGGCAGUGUCAUGGCAGCCACCCUGGCCAACGGUGGGAUCUGCCCCAUUACAGGCGAGAGCGUGCUGAGCGCCGAAGCCGUGCGCAGCACACUCAGCCUCAUGCACUCCUGCGGCAUGUAUGACUUCUCAGGCCAGUUUGCCUUCCACGUGGGCCUGCCAGCCAAGUCGGCUGUGUCUGGAGCCAUCCUGCUAGUGGUUCCCAAUGUCAUGGGAAUGAUGUGUCUGUCACCUCCACUGGACAAGCUGGGGAACAGCCACAGGGGCAUCAACUUCUGCCAGAAGCUGGUGUCUCACUUCAAUUUCCACAACUAUGACAACUUGAGGCACUGUACUCGGAAACUAGACCCACGGCGCGAAGGGGCAGAAGUUCGAAACAAGUCUGUGGUGAACCUAUUGUUCGCUGCCUACAGUGGAGAUGUCUCAGCUCUAAGAAGGUUUGCUUUGUCAGCCAUGGACAUGGAACAGAAAGACUAUGACUCUCGCACAGCCCUGCAUGUCGCUGCAGCUGAAGGACACAUGGAUGUUGUUAAAUUCCUGAUUGAGGCCUGCAAAGUGAAUCCUUUUGUCAAGGACAGGUGGGGCAACAUUCCUCUGGACGACGCUGUGCAGUUCAACCACGUGGAGGUGGUAAAGCUGCUUCAAGACUACCAGGACUCCUACACGCCCUCAGAGACCCAGACUGAGGCAGCAGCUGAGGUCCUGUCCAAAGAGAACUUAGAGAGCAUGGUGUGAGCCUGGGGGCCAUGCACAGUCCCUGCUCAAGAAAAAAGCAUGAGCUGGCCACAUACUUAACCUAUCACCACCAAACAUGCUAUGGAGCGCUGCACUGCUUCAGUGGGGACCGGACUUAGACCAGUGCUUCUUUGAGAGCAAAAAUGCCCCAUUCUCUUGGCAAACAGUAUAGAGAAGUGCCUCAGUGGACACCUGCAGUAGAGAGCUACCUAUGGAGCCCGGAAGCUGCUUCGAGCUACAGUCUAAUGGCUUGGCCCACUCAAACCACCCCAGGUCUUCCCACAGACUCCCUCUUCUCCCUAAAGAAACCAUCCUGAGGGAAGGAUUUCUUACGAUCUAGCAGGAGGGGAGGUAGCUUUCUUUGUGCCUGGUUUUAGGCCUCUGGAGAGAUCUGCUGCCCCAUCCCCUUGGCCAGGAAGUGCUACUGCUAAUAGCAAUUUUAUAGACAGAGAAAGUAUUUUGUGUUCAAAUAAACUUUAAUUAUACAAAUUA
Messenger RNA from Sorex fumeus (smoky shrew), 2505 nucleotides. RefSeq names its product glutaminase 2 (gene GLS2). NCBI's taxonomy places the organism in Eukaryota, Metazoa, Chordata, Mammalia, Eulipotyphla, Soricidae. Gene Ontology annotation, molecular function: protein binding; glutaminase activity. Bases 274 to 2013 code for a protein of 579 amino acids. The record is from RefSeq and is a predicted model, not a curated record. Gene Ontology annotation, biological process: L-glutamine catabolic process. The transcript has 18 exons.